This is a messenger RNA of Grus americana (Whooping crane), 4047 nucleotides long. RefSeq names its product sperm associated antigen 5 (gene SPAG5). NCBI's taxonomy places the organism in Eukaryota, Metazoa, Chordata, Aves, Gruiformes, Gruidae. The transcript is spliced from 24 exons. The coding region runs from base 101 to 3994 and encodes 1297 amino acids. The record is from RefSeq and is a predicted model, not a curated record. Gene Ontology annotation, biological process: cell division; regulation of attachment of spindle microtubules to kinetochore.
GCGGCGGCAGCGCGCGGGGAGCGGCGGGAUCGGAUCGGGCCGGACCGGAGCCGGGAGCGGGGCCUUGACCGGGAGCGGGGCCUUGACCGGGAGCGGGGCCAUGCGGGCGGCCCAGACCCCCGCUGCGCAGCAGCCGCCCCGGCGCGCCCCCCUGCAGGAGCUGCGGCUGCAGCCGGGUGCAGACCGCACCAGCCUCACCCCGCUGCUCCGCCGCCUGCGGCUCAAGGACCAUGACUGUGCCACCCCAGUGUCGUGCACCCGGGGCCCCCCCAGCAGCAUCACCCGGUUGCCCUGCCCCCCAGGACCCCCCAGAAGUGCUAUCCAGUUCCCCCCCAGCAGCACCACCCUAGUGCCUUGCAGCCUGGCCCCCCCCAGCAGCACCAUCUCAGAGCCCCCUGGGACUCCCGCCCUGGGGCCCAGCAGCUCAGAGACCCCCAGGAGUCCCACCCUGAAACCUGGCGCCCCUGAGCACCCCAGGAAUCCCACCCUUGUGCCCAGUGCGCCAGAGCCCCCCAGCAGCACCAGCCUGGAGCCCCCUGGCAGUUCCACUCCAGGGCCCUGCACCCCAGAGCCCCCCAGCAGCCCUGUGCCAGCCCCCCUGUGCAGCCCCCUCCCAGGGCCCUGCAGCCCAGAGCCCCCCAGCAGCCCUGUGCCAGCCCCCCUGUGCAGCCCCCUCCCAGGGCCCUGCAGCCCAGAGACCCCCAGCAGCAUCAUCCUGGGGCCGUGCAACCCAGAGACACCUGGGACCACUGUGCCAAUUCCCCUGUGCAGCCCCACUCUGGGGUCAUGCACGCCGGAGCCCCCCAGCAGCACCCUGCAGGACCCCCUGUGCAGCCCAGUCCCAGGGCCCUGCACCCCGGAGCCCCCCGGCAGCACCCCGCCAGCCCCCCUGCGCAGCCCUGUCCUGGGGUUGUGUACCCCGGAGCCCCCUGGCAGCACCACCCCAGGACCCCCUGGCAGCGCCAGCUCGGCCUCCUGCACCCCAGGGCCCCCUGGCACCAGCUCCACCCCGCAGGAAGCUCCUUUCCACGGCUGGCGAGUGGCGCCCGCUGACCUCUCCUGCAGCCCCGUGGCCCCUGAGCCCCUGGCUGGAGAUGGCAGUGCGGGUACCCCGUCUUGCCAAGACACCCCUGAGGGGGCUGAGUCCCCAGCCCCUGCCCCCCCAGAGCAGGGUUCCCCCAGACCCCCUCCCACUGAGGCAGGUAGGUCGGAGCAUGCCGGGUUGGAGGCAAUGGCCACCACCAUCCCCUCGCCCGAGGUGGCCCCGGGUGCCGUGUCCUGGGUGUUGCCGCUGGUGUGGCUGGAGAAGAGCCUCAACACCUCAUCCCUGCUGGAGUCCAUGCGGCACAGCCUGCCCCUGCCUGUGCUGCGGCGGGAUGCUGGCACCAGCGUCACUCCCGUGUCCACCGCGGUCACUGGCACCAGCGUCACUCCUGUGCCCACCGUGGUCACCGGUACCUUCAUGACCCCCCGGGACCUGCGGGAGAGGAGCACAAACACAUCCACGGGUGGCCUCCUCUGCGCCAAGGACAGUGCUGCCGAAACGGACUCCCUGCUCUGGCACUGUCCCCGGGAGCAGCUGAAGUCCCUGCCGCGGGCAGAGCUGGAGGGGCGGCUGGAGAGCACCCUCAUCAUCAUCGAAGCCCUCUCGCUCCAGCUGCGCGACUGGCAGGAGAGCCAGCGGCCGCUGCCCGGCGUGGGGCCGGCCGAGCAGAGGGACGCGCUCACACAGACAGAUGUCACCCACCCCAAAGGGGAGGAAGAGAUCUACCGCAACCUCUACCUCGAGCUGCGGAGGAAAACGGAGGCUCUGCAGCGGCAGCGGGGAGCAGAGCAGGACCUGCAGCGGGAGCUGGAGCUAACCACCACAGGGACGAGCGCCUGGAGCAAGCAGUGCCUCCUGUUCCGGGGCCUUGCGGAUGCCGCAUUUCAGAAGUUGCAGGAUGAGCAGGGAGCCCUUGCCUGGGAGCAGGAGCAGGCGAGGGCCCUGGUGUCCCGGUGCCGGGCCGUGCUGGAGAGCGUGCCAGGCAAGCUGCGGAGCUGCCUGGAGGAGCGGGAUGCCAUGAGGCAGCGAGCGGACGAAGCCCUCCGAGCCAAGGAGGAGAGCGAUUGCUUCUUGGAGGCCUUCCGCACCCAUGCCAGUGCCCGGCUUGCCGCCCGCGACCAGAGCCUGGCCUCCCAGCGAGAGCUGGGCACGCUGCUGGCAGACGCCAUCGACCAGCAGGCAUCCCUGGCUGCUGAGGCUCAGCCCUUCAGGGAGUUCAUAGACAUCACCUUUGAAAAUCUGGAGGAGGAAAGGAGAGCCCUGGACGCAGAGCGGGAGCAGGCGAGGGCCCUGGUGUCCCGGUGCCAGGCCGUGCUGGAGAGUGUGCCCGGCAAGCUGCGGAGCUGCCUGGAGGAGCGGGACGCCAUGAGGCAGCGAGCGGAUGAAGCUCUUCAAGCCAAGGAGGAGGCAUCCUGCCAGCUGGAGGAGACCUCGGUGGCCCUGCAGGAUGCGGUGGCUCAGCUGGAGCAGCUGACGGUGGCCAACUCACGCCUCAGCACAGAUCUGAGCUCCCUGAUGGUGAAUCUGGCCAACCUGGAGCAGGAACGGGAUGCGCUGCAGCAGGAGAACGAGAAGCAGUGGGAGGAGAUGGCUUGGCUGGCGCGGGAGAGGGACACCCUGCAGCGGGAGUGCAAUGGGCUGUGCCAGGAGCUGCGGGAGGCGACCGAGUGCCGGGAGUUCCUCAACCAGGAGAACCACAUGUCCCGCACGCAGCUGCUGGAGGUGGAGGCCAGGCUGAAGUCCACGCUGGCUGCCCUGCAGGAGCGCAGCCUGCAGUAUGAGGAGCUGAUGGACUCUCACCAGUGCCUACGGGAAGAGCAGGCUGCCCUUGGCAAGGAGCUGGAGAGCACCAAGGCCGAGCUCCUCGACUUGCAGCUCAAGAGGGACAAAGUCUCCUGGUGCUCCACGGACAUUACCGAGAGCAAGAUGCGGCUGCAGGAGCUUGCUGAUUGCCUCAGGGCUGCUCUGCAGGAGGAGGAUGAUGCCCCAUCGAGAAGCAGAGCCUGGACCCCGGCUCCACGGACGCCAGGCUGGCAGACACCCCACCGUGCCUGGACCCCUGCCUGCCGCACGCCGGCGUGCCGCACCCCGUACCGUGCCGGGAGCUCCUUCGUGGGCAGUGUCCUGAAAGCGGUGUCGGGGAAAGAUGCCGAUGAAGCCACGGGAGGUGGGAGUGCAUUUACCAAGGACAAACCUGCCUCUACGCCAAAGCCAAUAGAGCCCGAGGACGGUCUGCUGGAGAGCGUGAAGGAGCUGAGAGCCGUAGUCUCCGACCUUGCCAUGUUGAGUUCCCGCAUCCAGGAGCUGGAGCAGAGCGAGUUCAAGGCGCUGCAGACAAAGAUCUCCGACCUGCAGCUCCGUCUGGAGACGGUGACAGCCGAGAGUCAGGAGAAGAUGGACACCCAGGCUGCCACCAUCGCCAAGCUGAACAAGGCACUGAGGGGCAAGCUAGAGAAUGAGAGGGAGCUGCAGGACGUGGUGAAACAGCAGGAAGAGAAGAUGCUGCAGCUCAUCGACAAGAGUGGGGAAGUUACGAGGCUGAAGGGAGAGGUCUCCCAGCUGAAGCGCUCGCUCCAGCGUGCAGAGACAGAGGCCAAGGUGCUGUGGGAGGAGAUGCGGGGGCAGGAGCCCAAGGUGGACGCUGCCUACGUCCAGGAGCGAGUCCUGCUGCGGCAGGAGGUGGACAAACUACGGUUGCUGCUCCUGGAGAAAGAGGAUGAGAAUCUGCUGCUCUCUGACAAAUACCUGGAGCAGGUCCGAGGGCUGGAGCUGAGGCUCCAUCACGCCCAGAAAGUGCUGAGGACCCAUGAGGAGAUGCAGGAGAAGAUGAAAGAGGUCCUGUCAGCUGUCCCUGACGUGGCAGCAGGCUGCCAGGAGCACCACAGCCUGCUGCGGUACUUGGGCCUGAAGCCGGCCAGUGGCAGCAAGGAAGGUGCUGAGCUGCUGUAGCCUGUAGCGUGAAACCUUCAUGUUCUUAAUGCUGUAAUUAUUUAUUGAAUAAA